GGACCAGGAAAUGGAAGAGGACCAUUUAGACCAGGACAAGGAGGACCUGGAAGAGGAGGUCCACUUAAUGGUAGAAAUAAUUUAGGCCCUGGAAGAACAGGGCUUGAAGGUCCGCUUACUGGUCCACUUGCUAAUAUUUUUCCCAAUGGAUUGUUGGGAACCCCAAAUAUGACAGCUUUAUGUGCGCUUUGCGAUAAAAGCAAUCUAACUGGUCCCGGCGGCCCAGGCAGCGGGCUGGGACCUGGCGGUAAUGGCACAGGAGCGCAACCUGGAGAUGGUAAAUCAGUUCCAUUGGAUUGUGUUACUAGUCCUUGGGGAUCUUGGAGUGGACCAGAUCAAACUGGAACCUUUUCUCGAGUCAGAUUUGUAAAAAGACCUCCUAUAAAUGGUGGAAAGAAAUGUCCUGACCUCAUUGAACAAAAGAAAGUUCCUCUUGACUGCAUUGUCAGUGACUGGGCACCAUGGACGAAACCAGAUCAAACUGGAACCAUUUCGCGAAUCCGUAUGCAGGUCAGACCUUCUGUCAACGGUGGAAAAGAUUGUCCAAACAUGAUAGAAUCCAAGAAAGAACCCUUACCAUGUAUUGUUGGUGAAUGGGGACCAUGGAGUGCAACAGAUGACACUGGUGGCUCUUCUCGUGUUCGUCAUGUUGUCAGAAUCAACAUCAAUGGUGGACCAGAAUGUCCAGAAUUGAUUGAAAAUAAGAAAAAUCCAUUGCCAUGUAUUAUGUCUACAUGGUCUAGCUGGGUUGGUCCUGAUGCUUCUGGUACUAUGUAUAGAUACAGACAUGUGGUUAGACCAUCCAUGAAUGGUGGAGAGAAAUGUGAUGAUCUUAUAGAGCUUAAGAAAGGACCACUGCCAUGUAUCAUGUCUGACUGGACAGCAUGGAGUGCACCUGAUGCCACAGGAAGUAGAUACAGAGUAAGAUAUGUUAUCAGACCUGCAUUGAAUGGUGGAAAAGAAUGUGAAGAUGAUGACCUCAUGGAUACUAGCAAAGUGCCACUGCCUUGUAUUAUGUCUGAAUGGACUGCAUGGAGUGCACCUGAUACCACAGGAACCAGAUACAGAGUAAGAUACAUGAUCAGACCUCCUCUUAAUGGUGGCGAAAAAUGUGAUGAUCUCAUUCAGAUUGGCAAAGUACCUGUGCCAUGUAUCAUGGGUCCAUGGUCUAGUUGGGUAGGACCUGACCAGGCUGGAAAUAUGUACAGAUACAGACAAGUAAUUAGACCAGCUCUUAAUGGUGGUGAAAAAUGUGAUGAUUUGAUCACAAUUAAGAAAGUAUCCCUACCAUGUAUUGUUGGGGACUGGACUAACUGGAGUAAACCAGAUCAAUCAGGAAGUAGGUACAGGUUUAGACCAGUGCUGCGUCCAGCUCUGAAUGGUGGAAAAGAUUGUCCAGAAGAACUUAUUGACAUCAGCAAAGUACCUCUGCCAUGUAUCAUGAGUGAUUGGAGUAGCUGGGUUGGACCUGAUGCAUCUGGAACCAUGUACAAAGUCAGAUAUGUAAUCAGACCUGACGUCAAUGGUGGCAAGAAAUGUGAUGAUCUUCUCCAACUUAAGAAAGUACCAUUGCCAUGUAUUAUGGGUCCAUGGACUGAAUGGAGUAAACCUGACGAAUCUGGAACCAGAUACAGAGUUAGACCAAUGCUGAGACCUCCACUUAAUGGUGGAAAAGAAUGUGAUGACCUUCUUCAAAUUGGCAAAGUACCAUUGCCAUGUAUCAUGAGUGAUUGGACCAACUGGAGUGCACCAGAUGCCACUGGAGCCAGUUACAGAGUUAGAUAUGUGAUCAGACCUGAUUUGAAUGGUGGAAAGAAAUGUGAUGAUGAUCUACUUCAAAUUAACAAAGAACCACUACCAUGUAUCAUGUCUGACUGGACUAGCUGGGUUGGACCUGAUGCUACAGGAACCAGAUAUAGAGUAAGAUAUGUCAUAAGACCAGCAUUGAAUGGUGGCAAAGAAUGUGAAGAUGAUGACCUCAUGGAUACUAGCAAAGUACCAUUGCCAUGCAUUGUCAGUGACUGGACAGAAUGGACUAAACCUGAUGCCUCUGGAGCCUCAUACAGAAUUAGAUAUGUGAUAAGACCUGGCUUGAAUGGUGGAAAAGAAUGUCCAGAAGAUGUUAUGCAAAUCAAGAAAGAACCACUGCCAUGUAUUAUGAGUGAUUGGUCAAGUUGGGUUGGACCAGAUGCUUCAGGAACUACAUACAGAGUCAGAUAUGUAAUCAGACCUUCUCUUAAUGGUGGCGAGAAAUGUGAUGAUCUUUUACAACUAAACAAAGUACCACUGCCAUGUAUUGCUGGUCCAUGGUCUGAAUGGAGCAAGCCUGAUUCCACAGGAACCAGAUACAAAUCCAGAAUGACACUGAGACCUAAUCUGAAUGGUGGAAAAGAAUGUCCAGAUCUACUACAAUUAGCCAAAGUGCCACUUCCAUGUCUAAUGAGUCCAUGGACUGCUUGGAGUAAACCAGACGCCACAGGAACCACAUACAGAGUCAGAUAUGUACUCAGACCGGCUCUUAACGGUGGCAAAGAAUGUGAAGAUCUUAUGCAACUCAACAAAGUACCAUUGCCAUGCAUUAUCAGUGAAUGGACAUACUGGAGCAAACCUGACGCUACAGGAACUAGAUACAGAGUUAGAUAUGUGGUCAGACCUGGACUAAAUGGUGGAAAAGAAUGUGAAGAUGAAGAUCUCAUGGAAAUUGGCAAAGUACCAUUGCCAUGCAUUGUCAGUGAAUGGACAGCUUGGAGUGCACCUGAUGCUACAGGAGGCAGAUACAGGGUCAGAUAUGUGAUAAGACCUGGUCUUAAUGGUGGCAAAGAAUGUCCAGACCUCAUACAGAUUACCAAAGAACCGCUGCCAUGUCUCAUGUCUGACUGGUCUAACUGGAGUGGACCUGAUGCCUCAGGAACCACAUACAGAGUUAGAUAUGUAAUCAGACCUGCUGUAAAUGGAGGCAAAGAGUGUGAAGAUCUUAUGCAACUCAAGAAAGUACCAUUGCCAUGUAUUAUGUCUGACUGGACCACAUGGAGUGCACCUGAUGCUACAGGAUCAAGAUAUAGAGUCAGAUACAUGAUAAGACCACCACUUAAUGGUGGAAAAGAAUGUGACGAUCUCAUGCAGAUUGGCAAAGUACCAUUGCCAUGUAUAAUGAGUGACUGGACAGCAUGGAGUGCACCUGAUGCCUCAGGAUCCAGAUACAAAGUCAGAUAUGUAAUCAGACCUGGUCUCAAUGGAGGCAAAGAGUGUGAAGAUCUACUUCAAAUCACUAAAGUACCAUUGCCAUGUAUUAUGUCUGACUGGACUGCAUGGAGUGCACCUGAUGCUACAGGAACCAGAUACAGAGUUAGAUACACUAUCAGACCUGCACUGAAUGGUGCCAGAUGUGGAGAAGAUCUUAUUGACAUUGGCAAAGUACCACUUCCAUGUAUCAUGUCUGACUGGACUGACUGGAGUGCACCUGAUGCCACAGGAACCAGAUACAGAGUAAGAUACAUGGUCAGACCUGCUCUAAAUGGUGGCAAAGAAUGUGAUGAUCUCAUCCAACUUGGCAAAGUACCACUGCCAUGUAUCAUGUCUGACUGGACAACAUGGAGUGCACCUGAUGCCACAGGAACCAGAUACAGAGUAAGAUAUAUGACAAGACCUGCAUUGAAUGGUGGCAAAGAAUGUGAAGAUCUCAUCCAACUUGGCAAAGUACCACUACCAUGUAUUGUUGGACCUUGGAGUAGCUGGGUCGGACCAGAUGCAACUGGUACCUUGUAUAGAUAUAGGCCUAUGGUACGACCAGCUCUAAAUGGCGGAAAAGAAUGUGAAGAUCUAAUUCAACUUAAGAAAGAACCACUUCCAUGUAUUAUGUCUGACUGGACCACAUGGAGUGCACCUGAUGCUACAGGAUCAAGAUACAGAGUAAGAUAUAUGGUCAGACCUGCCCUGAAUGGUGGAAAAGAAUGUGCAGAUCUCAUACAGAUUGGCAAAGUACCACUGCCAUGUAUAAUGAGUGAUUGGACUAAAUGGAGUGCACCAGAUGCCACAGGAACCACAUACAGAGUUAGAUAUGUACUCAGACCUGCUCUCAACGGUGGCAAAGAGUGUGAAGAUCUCAUGCAACUCAAGAAAUUACCACUGCCAUGUAUCAUGAGUGACUGGACCAAGUUUAGUGCACCUGAUGCUACAGGAACAAUUUACAGAUUUAGAUAUGUACUCAGACCUGCUCUCAAUGGUGGCAAAGAAUGUGAAGAUCUUAUGCAACUCAAGAAAGUACCACUGCCAUGUAUUGUCGGUGACUGGACUGAAUGGAGUAAACCUGAUUCCACUGGAGGCAGAUUUAGAGUCAGGUUGACAUUGAGACCAUCAUUGAAUGGAGGAAAAGAAUGUCCUGACCUUCUACAAUUAAGCAAAGUACCUCUGCCAUGUCUUAUGAGUCCAUGGACUCCUUGGAGUAAACCAGAUGCUUCUGGAACCACAUACAGAGUUAGAAUGGUACUCAGACCUUCUCUUAAUGGUGGAAAAGAAUGUGAAGAUCUUAUGCAACUCAACAAAGUACCACUGCCAUGUAUCAUGAGUGAAUGGACAGCAUGGACUAAAUCUGAUUCUACAGGAACAAUAUACAGAGUUAGAUAUGUUGUCAGACCAUCUGUUAAUGGUGGCAAAGAAUGUGAAGACCUUCUUCAACUUAAAAAAGAACCAUUGCCAUGUAUCAUGAGUGACUGGACUGCAUGGUCCAAACCUGAUGCUACAGGAACCAGAUACCGAGCUAGAGUGAUGAUCAGACCUGCACUUAAUGGAGGAAAAGAAUGUGAAGAUCUCCUUCAAAUAGGAAAAGUACCUCUGCCAUGUAUUAUGAGUGACUGGUCCAGUUGGAGUGCACCAGAUGCCACAGGAGUAUCAUACAGGGCCCGCUAUGUAAUCAGACCUGCUCUGAAUAGUGGCAAAGAAUGUGAAGACCUUCUCCAAGUCAAGAAGGUACAAUUGCCAUGUAUCAUGAGUGAUUGGACAGCAUGGAGUGCACCUGAUGCCACAGGAACCACAUACAGAGUUAGAUAUGUACUCAGACCUUCUCUUAAUGGUGCCAAAGAAUGUGAAGAUCUUAUGCAACUCAACAAAGUACCAUUGCCAUGCAUUGUCAGUGACUGGACAACAUGGUCAGCACCUGAUGCCACAGGAACCAGAUACCGAGUCAGAUACACACUCAGACCUGCACUUAAUGGUGGAAAAGAAUGCCCAGAUCUCAUGCAAAUUGGCAAAGUACCACUGCCAUGUAUUAUGUCUGAAUGGACUGCAUGGGCUGGACCUGAUGCCACAGGAACAAUCUACAGAUAUAGAUAUGUAGUCAGACCUGCUCUUAAUGGUGGCAAAGAAUGUGACGACCUUCUACAACUCAAAAAAGGACCAUUGCCAUGUAUCAUGUCUGACUGGACAGCAUGGAGUGCACCUGAUGCCACAGGAACAAGAUACAGAGUAAGAUAUGUUGUCAGACCUGCAUUGAUUGGUGGAAAAGAAUGUGAAGACCUCAUCCAAAUUGGCAAAGUACCACUGCCAUGUAUUGUUUCUGACUGGACCACAUGGUCAGCACCUGAUGCCACAGGAACCAGAUACCGAGUCAGAUACACACUUAGACCUGCACUUAAUGGUGGAAAAGAAUGUCCAGAUCUUAUACAAAUUGGCAAAGUACCAUUGCCAUGUCUUAUGAGUGACUGGACUAAAUGGAGUGCACCUGAUGCCACAGGAACAAUUUACAGAUAUAGAUAUGUUGUUAGACCUGCAUUGAAUGGUGGAAAAGAAUGUGAAGAUCUUCUUCAACUCAAAAAAGUACCACUGCCAUGUAUUAUGUCUGACUGGACCACAUGGAGUGCACCUGAUGCUACAGGAUCAAGAUACAGAGUAAGAUACAUGGUCAGACCUGCUUUGAAUGGUGGAAAAGAAUGUGACGACCUCAUCCAAAUCGCUAAAGUACCACUGCCAUGUCUUAUGAGUGAUUGGACCAAAUGGAGUGCACCUGAUGCCACAGGAACAAUUUACAGAUAUAGAUAUGUAGUCAGACCUGCUCUUAAUGGCGGCAAAGAAUGUGAAGACCUUCUACAACUCAAAAAAGUACCACUGCCAUGUAUCAUGUCUGACUGGUCCAACUGGAGUGCACCAGAUGCCACAGGAACCACAUACAGAGUCAGAUAUGUUGUCAGACCUGCUCUCAACGGUGGCAAAGAAUGUGAAGAUCUUAUGCAACUCAACAAAGUACCUCUGCCAUGUCUCAUGAGUGACUGGACUAAAUGGAGUGCACCUGAUGCAUCAGGAACUACAUACAGAUACAGAUAUGUUGUCAGACCUUCUCUCAAUGGUGGCAAAGAAUGUGAAGACCUUAUGCAACUCAAGAAAGUACAAUUGCCAUGUAUCAUGAGUGACUGGACUGCUUGGAGUGCACCUGAUGCCACAGGAACAACAUACAGAGUUAGAUAUGUACUCAGACCUUCUCUUAAUGGUGCCAAAGAAUGUGGAGAUCUUAUGCAACUCAACAAAGUACCACUACCUUGUAUUGUCAGUGACUGGACCACAUGGUCAGCACCUGAUGCCACAGGAACAAGAUACAGAGUCAGAUACACACUCAGACCUGCACUUAAUGGUGGAAAAGAAUGCCCAGAUCUCAUGCAGAUUGGCAAAGUACCAUUACCAUGUAUCAUGAGUGAUUGGACAGCAUGGACAGCACCUGAUGCCACAGGAUCUACUUACAGAGUUAGAUAUGUAGUCAGACCUGCUCUUAAUGGUGGCAAAGAAUGUGAAGAUCUGAUGCAACUCAGGAAAGUACCAUUGCCAUGUAUUGUCAGUGAUUGGUCAACAUGGAGUGCUCCUGAUGCCACAGGAACAAGAUACAGAGCCAGAUACACAGUCAGACCAGCACUUAACGGUGGCAAAGAAUGUCCAGAUCUUCUACAAAUCGGCAAAGUACCACUGCCAUGUAUCAUGAGUGACUGGACUAAAUGGAGUGCACCUGAUGCCACAGGAACCACAUACAGAGUUAGAUAUGUUGUCAGACCUGCCCUCAAUGGUGGAAGAGAAUGUGAAGAUCUUAUGCAACUUAAAAAAGUACCACUGCCAUGUAUCAUGUCUGAUUGGUCUAACUGGAGUGCACCUGAUGCAACAGGAAAUACUUACAGAGUCAGAUAUGUUGUCAGACCUGCUCUCAAUGGUGGCAAAGAAUGUGAAGAUCUUAUGCAACUCAACAAAGUACAACUGCCAUGUAUUGUCAGUGACUGGACAGCAUGGAGUGCACCAGAUGCCACAGGAAGUAGAUUUAGAUACAGAUAUAUGGUCCGACCUGCACUUAAUGGUGGAAAAGAAUGUGCAGAUCUCUUACAGAUAGGCAAAGUACCAUUGCCAUGUAUUAUGAGUGACUGGACAGCAUGGUCAGCACCUGAUGCCACAGGAACAAUAUACAGAGUUAGAUAUGUGGUCAGACCUGCUCUUAAUAAGGGCAAAGAAUGUGAAGAUCUUAUGCAACUCAAUAAAGUACCACUGCCAUGUAUUGUCAGUGACUGGACCGCAUGGUCAGCACCAGAUGCCACAGGAACAAGAUAUAGAGUCAGAAACAUGGUCAGACCUGCACUUAAUGGUGGAAAAGAAUGUGCAGAUCUUAUGCAACUUGGCAAAGUGCCAUUGCCUUGCAUCAUGAGUGACUGGACUAAAUUCUCAGCACCUGAUGCAACAGGAACAAUUUACAGAUACAGAUAUGUUGUCAGACCUGCUCUUAAUGGUGGAAAAGAAUGUGAAGACCUUCUCCAACUCAAGAAAGUACCAUUGCCUUGUAUCAUGUCUGACUGGUCUGAUUGGAGUGCACCUGAUGCUUCUGGAACCAGAUACAGAGUUAGAUAUGUCUUAAGACCUGCUUUGAAUGGUGGCAAAGAAUGUGAAGAUCUCAUCCAACUUGGCAAAGUACCAUUGCCAUGUAUUGUGUCCGACUGGUCUGCAUGGAGUGCACCUGAUGCUUCUGGAUCCAUAUACAGAGUUAGAUACAUGACAAGACCUGCAUUGAAUGGCGGCAAAGAAUGUCCAGACCUCAUCCAACUUAACAAAGUACCACUUCCAUGUAUUGUGUCUGACUGGUCUGACUGGAGUGCACCGGAUGCCUCUGGAACCAGAUACAGAGUAAGAUACAUGACAAGACCUGCAUUGAAUGGCGGCAAAGAAUGUCCAGAUCUAAUCCAACUCGGCAGAGUACCACUGCCAUGUAUUGUGUCUGACUGGUCUACCUGGAGUGCACCUGAUGCUUCUGGAUCAAGAUUCAGAGUAAGAUACAUGACAAGACCUGCAUUGAAUGGCGGCAAAGAAUGUCCAGAUCUCAUCCAACUUGGCAAAGUACCACUGCCAUGUAUUGUGUCUGACUGGUCUGACUGGAGUGCACCUGAUGCUUCUGGAACAAGAUACAGAGUAAGAUAUAUGACCAGACCUGCAUUGAAUGGUGGCAAAGAAUGUCCAGAUCUCAUCCAACUUGGCAAAGUACCACUGCCAUGUAUUGUGUCUGACUGGUCUGACUGGAGUGCACCUGAUGCUUCUGGAACAAGAUACAGAGUAAGAUAUAUGACAAGACCUGCAUUGAAUGGUGGCAAAGAAUGUCCUGACCUCAUCCAACUUGGCAAAGUACCACUUCCAUGUAUUGUGUCUGACUGGUCUGACUGGAGUGCACCUGAUGCUUCUGGAACCAGAUACAGAGUAAGAUACAUGACAAGACCUGCAUUGAAUGGCGGCAAAGAAUGUCCAGAUCUCAUCCAACUUGGCAAAGUACCACUGCCAUGUAUCAUGUCUGACUGGUCUGACUGGAGUGCACCUGAUGCAUCUGGAACCAGAUACAGAGUUAGAUAUAUGACUAGACCUGCAUUGAAUGGCGGCAAAGAAUGUGAAGACCUCAUCCAACUUGGCAAAGUACCACUGCCAUGUAUCAUGUCUGACUGGACUGACUGGAGUGCACCUGAUGCUUCUGGAACAAGAUACAGAGUGAGAUAUAUGACAAGACCUGCAUUGAAUGGUGGCAAAGAAUGUGAAGACCUCAUCCAACUUGGCAAAGUACCACUGCCAUGUAUCAUGUCUGACUGGACUGACUGGAGUGCACCUGAUGCUUCUGGAACCAGAUACAGAGUAAGAUAUAUGACAAGACCUGCAUUGAAUGGCGGCAAAGAAUGUGAAGACCUUAUCCAACUUGGCAAAGUACCACUUCCAUGUAUCAUGUCUGACUGGACUGACUGGAGUGCACCUGACGCUUCAGGAACCAGAUACAGAGUAAGAUAUAUGACAAGACCUGCAUUGAAUGGCGGCAAAGAAUGUGAAGACCUCAUCCAACUUGGCAAAGUACCACUUCCAUGUAUCAUGUCUGACUGGACAGCAUGGAGUGCACCUGAUGCUUCUGGAACAAGAUACAGAGUAAGAUAUGUAACAAGACCUGCAUUGAAUGGUGGCAAAGAAUGUGAAGACCUCAUCCAAAUUGGAAAAGUACCAUUGCCAUGUCUUAUGAGUGAAUGGACUAAAUGGACAACAGUCGAUGCCUCUGGAACUAUUUAUAGAUACAGAUAUGUAGUAAGACCUGCUCUUAAUGGUGGCAAAGAAUGUGAAGACCUUCUUCAACUCAAGAAAGUACCUCUGCCAUGUCUUAUGAGUGACUGGAGUAAAUGGAUUGGACCUGAUGCCUCAGGAACAGUGUAUAGAUUCAGAAUGGUACUCAGACCUUCUCUUAAUGGUGGAAAAGAAUGUGAAGAUCUUCUCCAACUUAGAAAAGUACCAUUGCCUUGUAUCAUGUCUGACUGGACCACAUGGAGUGCACCUGAUGCUUCUGGAUCUAGAUACAGAGUAAGAUAUGUAACAAGACCAGCAUUGAAUAGUGGCAAAGAAUGUGAAGACCUCAUCCAAAUUGGCAAAGUACCACUGCCUUGUAUCAUGUCUGACUGGACUGACUGGAGUGCACCUGAUGCUUCUGGAACCAGAUACAGAGUAAGAUAUAUGACAAGACCUGCAUUGAAUGGUGGCAAAGAAUGUGAAGACCUCAUCCAACUUGGCAAAGUACCACUUCCAUGUAUCAUGUCUGACUGGACUGACUGGAGUGCACCUGAUGCUUCUGGAACAAGAUACAGAGUAAGAUAUAUGACAAGACCUGCUUUGAAUGGUGGCAAAGAAUGUGAAGAUCUCAUCCAACUUGGCAAAGUACCACUGCCAUGUAUUGUGUCUGACUGGACUGACUGGAGUGCACCUGAUGCUUCUGGAACCAGAUACAGAGUUAGAUAUAUGACAAGACCUGCAUUGAAUGGUGGAAAAGAAUGUCCAGACCUCAUCCAACUUGGCAAAGUACCACUUCCAUGUAUUGUGUCUGAUUGGUCUACCUGGAGUGCACCUGAUGCUUCUGGAUCAAGAUUCAGAGUAAGAUAUAUGACAAGACCUGCAUUGAAUGGCGGCAAAGAAUGUCCAGACCUCAUCCAACUUGGCAGAGUACCGCUACCAUGUAUCAUGUCUGACUGGUCUGACUGGAGUGCACCUGAUGCUUCUGGAACCAGAUAUAGAGUAAGAUAUAUGACAAGACCUGCAUUGAAUGGUGGCAAAGAAUGUGAAGAUCUCAUCCAACUUGGCAAAGUACCACUUCCAUGUAUCAUGUCUGACUGGACUGACUGGAGUGCACCUGAUGCUUCUGGAACCAGAUACAGAGUAAGAUAUAUGACAAGACCUGCAUUGAAUGGCGGCAAAGAAUGUGAAGAUCUCAUCCAACUUGGCAAAGUACCACUGCCAUGUAUCAUGUCUGACUGGACAGCAUGGAGUGCACCUGAUGCUUCUGGAACAAGAUACAGAGUAAGAUAUGUAACAAGACCUGCUUUGAAUGGUGGCAAAGAAUGCGAAGAUCUCCUCCAAAUUGGCAAAGUACCAUUGCCAUGUCUUAUGAGUGAAUGGACUAAAUGGACAGCAGUCGAUGCCUCAGGAACUAUUUAUAGAUACAGAUAUGUAGUAAGACCUGCUCUUAAUGGUGGCAAAGAAUGUGAAGACCUUCUCCAACUCAAGAAAGUACCAUUGCCAUGUAUCAUGAGUGACUGGACUGCUUGGAGUGCACCUGAUGCCACAGGAACCACAUACAGAGUAAGAAUGGUCCUCAGACCUGCUCUCAAUGGUGGCAAAGAGUGUGAAGAUCUUAUGCAACUCAACAAAGUACCAUUGCCAUGUAUCAUGUCUGACUGGACCGCAUGGAGUGCACCUGAUGCUUCAGGAAGCAGAUUCAGAGCAAGAUAUGUUGUCAGACCUGCAUUAAAUGGUGGCAAAGAAUGUGAAGACCUUAUCCAACUUACCAAAGUAUCAUUGCCAUGUAUCAUGUCUGACUGGUCUGAAUGGAGUGCACCUGAUGCUUCUGGAACCAGAUACAGAGCUAGAUUCAUGACCAGACCUGCAUUGAAUGGUGGUAAAGAAUGUCCAGAUAUGAUCCAACUUAGCAAAGUCAAGCUGCCAUGUAUUGUUAGUGACUGGAAUGAAUGGUCAGCACCUGACGCUACAGGAUCUUCAUUCAGAUGGAGAUAUGUUACCAGACCUGCAAUUAACGGUGGAGCAGAAUGUCCAGACCUCAUACAGGGCAAGAAAGUACCACUGCCACUUAUUGUGGGUCCAUGGAAUACAUGGUCAGCACCUGAUGCCACUGGAAGCACCUUCAGAUGGAGAUAUGUAUUGCGACCAGCAAUUAACAAGGAUGAACCAAUUCCAGAUCUCAUUGAAGCAAAUAAAGUACCACUGCCAUGUAUUGUAUCUGACUGGAGUGCAUGGUCUUCACCUGAUGCUACAGGAUCAUCAUUUAGAUUCAGAUUUGUAACCAGACCAUCAGUAAAUGGAGGAAAAGAAUGUCCAGAUCUCAUACAGGGCAGAAAGGUCAAACUUCCAUGUAUUGUUGCUGAUUGGAAUGAAUGGUCAGCACCUGAUGCUACAGGCUCUUCAUUCAGAUGGAGAUUUGUUGUCAGACCAGCCAUAAGUGGAGGACAAGAAUGUCCAGACCUCAUACAGGGCAAGAAGGUACCACUGCCACUUAUUGUGGGUCCAUGGAAUACAUGGUCAGCACCUGAUGCCACUGGAAGCACCUUCAGAUGGAGAUAUGUAUUGCGACCAGCAAUUAACAAGGAUGAACCAAUUCCAGAUCUCAUUGAGGCAAAUAAAGUACCACUGCCAUGUAUUGUAUCUGACUGGAGUACAUGGUCUUCACCUGAUGCUACAGGCUCAUCAUUUAGAUUCAGAUUUGUUACCAGACCAUCAGUAAAUGGAGGAAAAGAAUGUCCAGAUCUCAUACAGGGCAGAAAGGUCAAACUUCCAUGUAUUGUUGCUGAUUGGAAUGAAUGGUCAGCACCUGAUGCUACAGGCUCUUCAUUCAGAUGGAGAUUUGUUGUCAGACCAGCCAUAAGUGGAGGACAAGAAUGUCCAGACCUCAUACAGGGCAAGAAAGUACCACUGCCACUUAUUGUGGGUCCAUGGAAUACAUGGGCAGCACCUGAUGCCACUGGAAGCACCUUCAGAUGGAGAUAUGUAUUGCGACCAGCAAUUAAUAAAGACGAAAAGGUUCCAGAACUCAUUGAGGCCAAGAAAGUGGUUCUUCCAUGUAUUGUAACUGACUGGAAUGAAUGGUCAGCACCUGAUGCUACAGGCUCUUCAUUCAGAUGGAGAUUUGUAACCCGACCAGCAAUUAAUGGAGGAAAAGAAUGUCCAGAUCUUAUACAGGGCAAGAAGGUACCAUUGCCACUUAUUGUGGGUCCAUGGAAUACAUGGGCAGCACCAGAUGCCACUGGAAGCACCUUCAGAUGGAGAUAUGUAUUGCGACCAGCAAUUAACAAAGACGAAAAGGUUCCAGAACUCAUUGAGGCCAAGAAAGUGGUUCUUCCAUGUAUUGUAACUGACUGGAAUGAAUGGUCAGCAGCUGAUGCUACAGGUUCUUCAUUCAGAUGGAGAUUUGUAACCAGACCAGCAAUUAAUGGAGGAAAAGAAUGUCCAGAUCUUAUACAGGGCAGAAAAAUACCACUGCCACUUAUUGUGGGUCCAUGGAAUACAUGGGCAGCACCUGAUGCCACUGGAAGCACCUUCAGAUGGAGAUAUGUAUUGCGACCAGCAAUUAACAAGGAUGAACCAAUUCCAGAACUCAUUGAGGCCAAGAAAGUCCAACUUCCAUGUAUUGUAACUGACUGGAAUGAAUGGUCAGCAACUGAUGCUACAGGCUCUUCAUUCAGAUGGAGAUUUGUAACCCGACCAGCUAUUAAUGGAGGAAAAGAAUGUCCAGAUCUCAUACAGGGCAAGAAGGUACCACUGCCACUUAUUGUGGGUCCAUGGAAUACAUGGGCAGCACCUGAUGCCACUGGAAGCACCUUCAGAUGGAGAUAUGUAUUGCGACCAGCAAUUAACAAAGACGAAAAGGUUCCAGAACUCAUUGAGGCCAAGAAAGUCCAACUUCCAUGUAUUGUAACUGACUGGAAUGAAUGGUCAGCAACUGAUGCUACAGGCUCUUCAUUCAGAUGGAGAUUUGUAACCCGACCAGCAAUUAAUGGAGGAAAAGAAUGUCCAGACCUCAUACAGGGCAAAAAGGUACCACUGCCACUUAUUGUGGGUCCAUGGAAUACAUGGGCAGCACCUGAUGCCACUGGAAGCACCUUCAGAUGGAGAUAUGUAUUGAGACCAGCAAUCAACAAAGACGAAAAGGUUCCAGAACUCAUUGAGGCCAAGAAAGUCCAACUUCCAUGUAUUGUAACUGACUGGAAUGAAUGGUCAGCACCUGAUGCCACAGGUUCUUCAUUCAGAUGGAGAUUUGUUGUCAGACCAGCAAUUAAUGGAGGAAAAGAAUGUCCAGACCUCAUACAGGGCAAAAAGGUACCACUGCCACUUAUUGUGGGUCCAUGGAAUACAUGGGCAGCACCUGAUGCCACUGGAAGCACCUUCAGAUGGAGAUAUGUAUUGCGACCAGCAAUUAACAAAGACGAAAAGGUUCCCGAACUCAUUGAGGCCAAGAAAGUCCAACUUCCAUGUAUUGUAACUGACUGGAAUGAAUGGUCAGCACCUGAUGCCACAGGCUCUUCAUUCAGAUGGAGAUUUGUUGUCAGACCAGCAAUUAAUGGAGGAAAAGAAUGUCCAGAUCUCAUACAGGGCAAGAAGGUACCAUUGCCACUUAUUGUGUCUCCAUGGAAUACAUGGGCAGCACCUGAUGCAACUGGAAGCACCUUCAGAUGGAGAUAUGUAUUGCGACCAGCAAUUAACAAAGACGAAAAGGUUCCAGAACUCAUUGAGGCCAAGAAAGUGGUUCUUCCAUGUGUUGUAACUGACUGGAAUGUUUGGUCAGCAGCUGAUGCUACAGGCUCUUCAUUCAGAUGGAGAUUUGUAACCAGACCAGCAAUUAAUGGAGGAAAAGAAUGUCCAGAUCUUAUACAGGGCAGAAAAAUACCACUGCCACUUAUUGUGGGUCCAUGGAAUACAUGGGCUGCACCAGAUGCCACUGGAAGCACCUUCAGAUGGAGAUAUGUAUUGCGACCAGCAAUUAACAAAGACGAAAAGGUUCCAGAACUCAUUGAGGCCAAGAAAGUCCAACUUCCAUGUAUUGUAACUGACUGGAAUGAAUGGUCAGCAACUGAUGCUACAGGCUCUUCAUUCAGAUGGAGAUUUGUAACCCGACCAGCAAUUAAUGGAGGAAAAGAAUGUCCAGAUCUCAUACAGGGCAAGAAGGUACCACUCCCACUUAUUGUGGGUCCAUGGAAUACAUGGGCAGCACCUGAUGCCACUGGAAGCACCUUCAGAUGGAGAUAUGUAUUGCGACCAGCAAUUAACAAAGACGAAAAGGUUCCAGAACUCAUUGAGGCCAAGAAAGUCCAACUUCCAUGUAUUGUAACUGACUGGAAUGAAUGGUCAGCACCUGAUGCUACAGGCUCUUCAUUCAGAUGGAGAUUUGUUGUCAGACCAGCAAUUAAUGGAGGAAAAGAAUGUCCAGACCUCAUACAGGGCAAGAAGGUACCACUGCCACUUAUUGUGUCUCCAUGGAAUACAUGGGCAGCACCUGAUGCCACUGGAAGCACCUUCAGAUGGAGAUAUGUAUUGCGACCAGCAAUUAACAAGGAUGAACCAAUUCCAGAACUCAUUGAGGCCAAGAAAGUGGUUCUUCCAUGUAUUGUAACUGACUGGAAUGUUUGGUCAGCAGCUGAUGCUACUGGCUCUUCAUUCAGAUGGAGAUUUGUAACCAGACCAGCAAUUAAUGGAGGAAAAGAAUGUCCAGAUCUAAUACAGGGCAGAAAAAUACCACUGCCACUUAUUGUGGGUCCAUGGAAUACAUGGGCAGCACCUGAUGCCACUGGAAGCACCUUCAGAUGGAGAUAUGUAUUGCGACCAGCAAUUAACAAGGAUGAAAAGGUUCCAGAACUCAUUGAGGCCAAGAAGGUUCCACUUCCAUGUAUUGUAAAUGACUGGAACGCAUGGUCAGCACCUGAUGCAACUGGAUCUUCAUUCAGAUGGAGAUUUGUUGUCAGACCAGCCAUAAACGGAGGAAAAGAAUGUCCAGAUCUUAUACAGUCAAGAAAGGUACCAUUGCCACUUAUUGUGGGUCCAUGGAAUACAUGGGCAGCGCCUGAUGCCACUGGAACCACCUUUAGAUGGAGAUCUGUAUUACGACCAGCAAUUAACAAGGAUGAAAAGGUUCCAGAACUCAUUGAGGCCAAGAAAGUCAAACUGCCAUGUAUUGUCAGUGACUGGAAUGUAUGGUCAGCACCUGAUGCUACAGGCUCUUCAUUCAGAUGGAGAUUUGUUGUCAGACCAGCAAUUAAUGGAGGACAAGAAUGUCCAGACCUCAUACAGGGCAAGAAAGUACCAUUGCCACUUAUUGUGGGUCCAUGGAAUACAUGGGCAGCACCUGAUGCCACUGGAAGCACCUUCAGAUGGAGAUAUGUAUUGCGACCAGCAAUUAACAAGGAUGAAAAGGUUCCAGAACUCAUUGAGGCCAAGAAAGUCAAGCUGCCAUGUAUUGUCAGUGACUGGAAUGUAUGGUCAGCACCUGAUGCUACAGGCUCUUCAUUCAGAUGGAGAUUUGUUGUCAGACCAGCAAUUAAUGGAGGACAAGAAUGUCCAGACCUCAUACAGGGCAAGAAAGUACCAUUGCCACUUAUUGUGGGUCCAUGGAAUACAUGGGCAGCACCUGAUGCCACUGGAAGCACCUUCAGAUGGAGAUAUGUAUUGCGACCAGCAAUUAACAAGGAUGAAAAGGUUCCAGAACUCAUUGAGGCCAAGAAAGUCAAGCUGCCAUGUGUUGUUAGUGACUGGAAUGUAUGGUCAGCACCUGAUGCUACAGGCUCUUCAUUCAGAUGGAGAUUUGUUGUCAGACCAGCAAUUAAUGGAGGACGAGAAUGUCCAGACCUCAUACAGGGCAAGAAAGUACCAUUGCCACUUAUUGUGGGUCCAUGGAAUACAUGGGCAGCACCUGAUGCCACUGGAAGCACCUUCAGAUGGAGAUAUGUAUUGCGACCAGCAAUUAACAAGGAUGAAAAGAUUCCAGAACUCAUUGAGGCCAAGAAAGUCAAGCUGCCAUGUAUUGUCGGUGACUGGAAUGAAUGGUCAGCACCUGAUGCUACAGGCUCUUCAUUCAGAUGGAGAUUUGUUGUCAGACCAGCAAUUAAUGGAGGACAAGAAUGUCCAGACCUCAUACAGGGCAAGAAAGUACCAUUGCCACUUAUUGUGGGUCCAUGGAAUACAUGGGCAGCACCUGAUGCCACUGGAAGCACAUUCAGAUGGAGAUAUGUAUUGCGACCAGCAAUUAACAAGGAUGAAAAGGUUCCAGAACUCAUUGAGGCCAAGAAAGUCAAGCUGCCAUGUAUUGUCAGUGACUGGAAUGAAUGGUCAGCACCUGAUGCUACAGGCUCUUCAUUCAGAUGGAGAUUUGUUGUCAGACCAGCAAUUAAUGGAGGACAAGAAUGUCCAGACCUCAUACAGGGCAAGAAAGUACCACUGCCACUUAUUGUGGGUCCAUGGAAUACAUGGGCAGCACCUGAUGCCACUGGAAGCACCUUCAGAUGGAGAUAUGUAUUGAGACCAGCAAUUAACAAGGACGAAAAGGUUCCAGAACUCAUUGAGGCCAAGAAGGUUCAACUUCCAUGUAUUGUAACUGACUGGAAUGAAUGGUCAGCACCUGAUGCUACAGGCUCUUCAUUCAGAUGGAGAUUUGUUGUCAGACCAGCCAUUAAUGGAGGAAAAGAAUGUCCAGACCUCAUACAGUCAAAGAAAAUACCACUCCCACUUAUUGUGGGUCCAUGGAAUACAUGGGCAGCACCUGAUGCCACUGGAAGCACCUUCAGAUGGAGAUAUGUAUUGCGACCAGCAAUUAACAAGGAUGAAAAGGUUCCAGAACUCAUUGAGGCCAAGAAGGUUCCACUUCCAUGUAUUGUCAAUGACUGGAAUGCAUGGUCAGCACCUGACGCUACAGGCUCUUCAUUCAGAUGGAGAUUUGUUGUCAGACCAGCCAUAAACGGAGGAAAAGAAUGUCCAGAUCUUAUACAGGGCAAGAAAGUACCACUGCCACUUAUUGUGGGUCCAUGGAAUACAUGGGCAGCACCUGAUGCCACUGGAAGCACCUUCAGAUGGAGAUAUGUAUUGCGACCAGCAAUUAACAAGGACGAAAAGGUUCCAGAACUCAUUGAGGCCAAGAAGGUCCAACUUCCAUGUAUUGUAACUGACUGGAAUACUUGGUCAGCAGCUGACGCUACAGGCUCUUCAUUCAGAUGGAGAUUUGUUGUCAGACCAGCAAUUAAUGGAGGAAAAGAAUGUCCAGAUCUUAUACAAUCAAGAAAGGUACCACUGCCACUGAUUGUGUCUGAAUGGAAUACAUGGUCUGCACCUGAUGCCACUGGAAGCACCUUCAGAUGGAGAUAUGUAUUGCGACCAGCAAUUAACAAGGAUGAACCAAUUCCAGAACUCAUUGAGGCCAAGAAAGUACCACUGCCAUGUAUGGUGUCUGACUGGAAUGAAUGGUCAGCACCUGAUGCCACCGGAACUUCAUUCAGAUAUAGAUCUGUCACAAGACCACCAAUCAACAUAAAUGGAGAAUGUCCACCAUUAAUACAAGCUAAGAAAGUCAAACUACCAUGUAUUGUCACGGAUUGGAACACUUGGUCAUCACCUGAUGCUACUGGGUCUUCAUUCAGAUGGAGAUUUGUAACCAGACCAUCAAUAAAUGGAGGUCAAGAAUGUCCAGACCUUAUACAAGGAAGAAAGGUACCAUUGCCAUUAAUUGUGUCUGACUGGAAUGAAUGGUCAGCACCUGAUGCCACAGGAAGCUCUUUCAGAUGGAGAUUCGUAACAAGACCAGCAAUUAACAAGGAUGAACCAAUUCCACCACUUAUACAAGGAAAGAAAAUACCACUGCCAUGUAUGGUAUCUGACUGGAAUGAAUGGUCAGCACCUGAUGCCACAGGAACAUCAUUCAGAUACAGAUCUGUCACCAGACCACCAAUCAACAUAAAUGGAGAAUGUCCACCAUUGAUUCAAGCUAAGAAAGUCAAAUUGCCAUGUAUUGUUACGGACUGGAACACAUGGUCAUCACCUGAUGCUACUGGCUCUUCAUUCAGAUGGAGAUUUGUAACCAGACCAUCAAUAAAUGGAGGUCAAGAAUGUCCAGACCUUAUACAGGGCAGAAAGGUACCAUUGCCAUUGAUUGUUUCUGAUUGGAACACAUGGUCUGCUGCUGAUGCCACAGGAAGCUCUUUCAGAUGGAGAUAUGUAACAAGACCAGCAAUUAACAAGGAUGAACCAAUUCCAGAACUCAUAGAAGCAAGAAAAGUCAAACUGCCAUGUAUUGUAACUGACUGGAAUACUUGGUCAGCAGCUGAUGCUACAGGCUCUUCAUUCAGAUGGAGAUUUGUAACCCGACCAGCAAUUAAUGGAGGAAGAGAAUGUCCAGAUCUCAUACAGGGCAGAAAAAUACCAUUGCCAUUAAUUGUUUCUGACUGGAACACAUGGUCUGCUACUGAUGCCACAGGAAGCUCUUUCAGAUGGAGAUAUGUACUGAGACCAGCAAUUAACAAGGAUGAACCAAUUCCAGAACUCAUACAAGCAAGAAAAGUCAAACUGCCAUGUAUUGUAACUGACUGGAAUGAAUGGUCAGCACCUGAUGCUACUGGCUCUUCAUUCAGAUGGAGAUUUGUAACCAGACCAGCAAUUAAUGGAGGACAAGAAUGUCCAGACCUUAUACAGGGCAAACGAAUACCUCUGCCAUGUCUUGUCAGUGAAUGGGUUGAAUGGACAGCACCUGAUGCUACAGGAACUACAUUCAGAUACAGAUUUGUGACUAGACCACCAAUUAACAUGAAGGGAGAAUGUCCACCACUCAUACAGGGCAAGAAGAUUCCAUUGCCAUGUUUGGUUUCUGAUUGGACCACUUGGUCAGCACCAGAUUCUACAGGAACAUCAUUCAGUUAUAGAAUGGUUACCAGACCUGCAAUUAAUGGUGGAAAAGAAUGUCCAGAACUGAUCAGAUCUAAGAAAAUACCACUGCCAUGUCUUGUAUCUGACUGGACUGAAUGGUCAGCACUUGAUGGUACUGGAACUUCAUUUAGAUACAGAAUGGUAACCAGACCACCAAUUAAUAUGGACGGAGAGUGUCCACCAUUGAUACAAGCUAAGAAAGAACCACUGCCAUGCAUUGUUUCUGACUGGACCGCAUGGACAUCACCAGAUUCAACAGGAACUUCAUACAGUAUCAGAAUGGUAACUAGACCUGCAAUAAAUGGAGGAAAAGAAUGUCCAGAACUCAUUAGAUCAAAGAAAAUAAGUCUACCAUGUAUAGUAAGUGAUUGGACAGCAUGGAGUGCACCUGAUACUACUGGUACAGUCUACAGAUUCAGAAUGAUGACAAGACCUUCACUCAAUGGUGGUGCAGAAUGUCCAGACUUGUUACAAUCCAGAAAAGUGAAAUUGCCAUGUAUUGUAACCGACUGGAAUGUAUGGACUGCUGUUGAUGCCACAGGUGUUUCCUACAGAUACAGAUAUAUUGUCCGUCCAGCACUUAAUGGUGGCUCUGAAUGUCCACCACUUAUACAGUCCAAGAAAAUACCACUACCAUGUAUUGUUAGUGAAUGGACAUCAUGGACAUUGCCAGACCAAACUGGAACAAGAUAUAGGUACAGAAUGAUGCAGAGACCACCACUCAAUGGAGGAAAAGAAUGUCCAGAUCUUGUACAAAUGCAGAAAGUACCACUUCCAUGUAUUGUAAGUGACUGGACAGAAUGGAGUGCACCUGAUGCUACAGGAACAUCAUACAGGAACAGAAUGGUACUGAGACCUCCACUUAAUGUUGAUGGAGAAUGUCCACCACUACUACAAUCCAGAAAAAUCAAACUCCCAUGUAUUGUUUCUGAAUGGACUGAAUGGUCUAAGCCAGAUCCACAAGGAACACGAACCAGAACCAGAGGUGUAGUAAGACCAGCAAUGAAUGGUGGACAAGAAUGUCCAGAGUUAAUCCAGAGAGACAAAGUUGAGGUAAUAUGUGUAGUAUCUGAAUGGGGACCAUGGAAUUAUGCAAACUCUGAUGGAAUAAGUAAACGAGAGAGAACUGUAAUAGUACCACCACAAAAUGGUGCUGGCAAUUGUCCUCCAUUAGAAGAAACAAGAAAAGUAUCGAGAGAUUGUGUUGUAACAGAAUGGACUUUGUGGACUACACCAAAUCGUGGCGGCAGAUCAGAAAGAACAAGAGAUGUUCAGGUUGCACCAUUACAUGGUGGAAAACAAUGUCCUCCACUCAAAGAGACAAGACGAGUUGAUCAACCUUGUAUUGUAAGUGAAUGGACAUACUGGUCAACACCAAACAAUAAUGGAAUUUCAAGAAGAACAAGAACUGUCCUCCGUCCAGCUGUCGGUAAUGGUAAACCAUGUCCAGAUCUUGAGGAAACAAAGGAGGUUGGAAUUGACUGCGUCAUGGGUCCAUGGUCAGAGUGGUCAGAGAUGAUAGAAGGAGGUCUAGUAACAAGAUCUAGAAGGAUAAUGAAGAAUGGAAACCAAUAUGGAGAACCAUGUGGCGACACUGCAGAAUCCAAAAAACUGAAGAUUGACUGUGUAGUACUUGAAUGGGGAGCAUGGACAGUAAAUGCAAUUACUGGUACAUCAACCAGAAGGAGGGCAAUCAAACAGGUUGAACUGAAUGGAGGAAGACCAUGUCCUAAAACAUUUGAAACUGAAGAAGUUUCUAUUGACUGUGAAGUAGGAAAUUGGGGCUCCUGGGGAGCAGCUCAUCCAAAGACUGGCAUGAGUGAGAGAACUAGGAAAGUUAUCAAGAGUCCAAAGAAUGGAGGAAAAGAUUGUCCUGAACUUCUUGAGAGAAAGAGAGUUAAAAUUGACUGCCGUGUUGGACACUGGGAAGAAUGGAGUGAACCAUUUGGAUUUGGAACAAGGACCAGGAGGAGACAGGUCAUUCAGCCCCCAGCAAAUGGUGGUGACAGAUGUCCAGAUUUAGAACAAGAGGCUCCAGCUGAAAUUACUCCUGAGAAAACCGCAGAACACAUUAUCAAACACUUCAUCCGAGGAUAUAAUGGAUCAAGAGAUAUAAUGAUCAUCGUAGACUCCUCUGGAAGUAUAGGAUUAAAUUAUUUCAAGAAAUCUCUUGAAGACUUGUACAACCUUCUGUCAUACAUGUGUCCAUCACCAGAACCUUACCAACCAAGACAAGGUCAAGGUUACAAUCAACUUGGUAUGAUCCAAUUCUCUACUGAUGUACAGGAUAUAUUCCACUUUGGCGAACACAAGAAACUUGCAGAUAUAAAGAAUGCCAUUACAAGUACUCCUUAUAUGGGUGCUACAACAUGUACAAGCAAAGCAUUGGAACAUGUAGCAAACCACCAUAUGCCAAAAGCAAGACCAGGUGUCAAGAAACAGAUUCUGUUGUUGACAGAUGGUCUAUACAACUGUAACAAGAAGGAAGUGACUGAAAAAUUCGCGAAGGAAUUACAACAAUUGGGUGAAGUUUAUGGAAUGAUGAUCGGUAUCCAAGGACAACAAGGAAAAGAUCUAUUGUCAGGAUUGGUUUCAAAACCAUUGAAAGACCAUCUGUACUCAUCCAGAGACUAUAGAGAGUUUUCAGACCUUGUGCGUAUCAUAAAGAAUAUUCUGAUUAGCACGGGUAUGAAGUGUACUUCAUUUAACUAAUCAUUUCACAUUUUAUGUAUUGUUUUACCUAAUAAAAGAGAAGGAUAUAUUGUUA
Mytilus californianus (California mussel) is the source of this 22195-nucleotide messenger RNA. RefSeq lists its product as uncharacterized. The record is from RefSeq and is a predicted model, not a curated record. The transcript has 155 exons. Bases 169 to 22140 code for a protein of 7323 amino acids. NCBI's taxonomy places the organism in Eukaryota, Metazoa, Mollusca, Bivalvia, Mytilida, Mytilidae.